AUGGAGACUACUGCGAGAACCUACAAGGGCAUCAUUGGUCCCCUUGAAAACCGAUGCUCCCAUUGUCAAGCGCGGGCUGCCAAGCUCCUCCGAUGCGUUGGCUGCUCCGCUGUUCGGUACUGCAACCGUGAGCACCAGACCGCCCACUGGCCGCACCACAAGCCCCUCUGCGUCCAGAUCAAGCAGGCACGCGCCCAGCUAGCCGAGGAAGAGCAGCGUUUGCGGCAGGCGCCCGCGGACUUUUGGACGCCCGCCAAUGUAUUCGAGACGCAGGUCGGCCACUUCUGGGGUCUCGUCGGCACCCGCGACUACAUGCGCGCGCGCUUCCUGCUCGCCGGCGACCUCCUCCCCAAUGUAGGCACGCUCUGCAGCAUCAAAGAGGCGCUCAAGCACCUUCGGGAUAUGCUGCGCCUGUGCCGCGGCGACAACAUGGGCGUGAGGAACAUGGUGCCCGCCAUGAUGCUGCGCCUGGAUCGGGACCAGGAGUGCUACGACUUUGCAAAGUGGUGGGCUACCUGCGACCCCGAUGGCCGCUACGACUGGGGAGACAUGAGCCUGCCGUAUCUCAGCACUCGCAAUGCCGAUGUUUUCGAGCGGCCUGAUUUUUUCAGCAGCUAUCCUUCAAUCAAUGGCGUCUCUGCUAUUCUGCUGUUGAAGCUGAAGCUUCUCGUCGACAUUCGCAAUAUACGAGUUGCCCGAAAGAUCUUUGCCCAACGCUCGACUCCCCUUGAUAUAUGUCGACUGAUUGAGCGCGAGCUGAUUCGCAGCCCGCUCUCCAAACGAUUCCUAGAGGAUUCCUCCCAGACCCUCAUCCAGCUCGAAUGCAAGCUCAUACGACACGCUCGCGAACUCGGCGCCACGCUCAUCAAGGCGAAUGAGCACUACGUGCCUGCUCUAUUGGAGCCGGACGGAGCCCUAUCUCACACGCCUGCUGCAUACUCGCCAGGGUCCUGGGAAGAAAUGGCUCUGAGUCUGCGCUACUGUUAUGCCGCAUGGUGGGAGACGGCAGGCGUGCUGGAACUACUGCGGGAUGCGCAAGCUUGCGCGGCGGCGGAGUUGCAGGACGAGUUUCAACACCUGGUUCUGUAUGACACUGAUCCGUACCGUACUGCUGAGGACGGUCUUGAAGAACUGAGCAUCUAUCGGAUCUGGGUCUCCCUGGACCACGCAGUGGAAAACGCUUCCUACCUGGGGCCAUGGUCGGAUCGACCCUCUGAACGAUACAGGAGAAUUGAGUGGAUUGGCGAUGACAGCGAUGAUGAGCUUGACAGCGAUGAUGAAUAUUCCUAG
Messenger RNA from Cordyceps militaris CM01, 1290 nucleotides. RefSeq names its product Zinc finger domain-containing protein, MYND-type. The transcript has a single exon. Lineage: Eukaryota; Fungi; Ascomycota; Sordariomycetes; Hypocreales; Cordycipitaceae. The record is from RefSeq and is a predicted model, not a curated record. The coding region runs from base 1 to 1290 and encodes 429 amino acids.